Messenger RNA from Dichomitus squalens LYAD-421 SS1, 1176 nucleotides. RefSeq lists its product as uncharacterized. The coding region runs from base 1 to 1176 and encodes 391 amino acids. Gene Ontology annotation, molecular function: hydrolase activity, hydrolyzing O-glycosyl compounds. Lineage: Eukaryota; Fungi; Basidiomycota; Agaricomycetes; Polyporales; Polyporaceae. Gene Ontology annotation, biological process: glucan catabolic process. The record is from RefSeq and is a predicted model, not a curated record. The transcript is spliced from 7 exons.
AUGCUCUCUAUUGCCCCUUUAGCAGUUGCGCUUCUCAGUGCCUCGUAUGCAUUGGGAGCGUUCAACCUCGUCAAAAGCUAUUCCGGCUCGACUUUCUUCGACGGGUGGCAAUAUGAUAGCGUCCCGGGAUACGACAACACAACGAACGGUCACGUCUUUUAUCUGGAUGGAGCCCAUGCGAAUGCAUCUCACCUGACGUAUGUGAACGACGCGGGUCGGGCCAUCAUCAAGGUCGACAAUGAGACGGUCGUCAGCUACCCAAACAAACGCAACUCCGUCCGCAUCUCAACGGAGGAUUUCUUCGACAUCGGCUCGGUGUUCCUAUUCGACGCCACCCAUGUCCCUUACGGGUGCUCCGUUUGGCCUUCAUUUUGGACCACAGGCAAUCACUGGCCGAACACUGGCGAGAUCGACAUUUUGGAAAGCUACAACUUGGAGCAAGCCAAUCAAAUGACGCUGCAUACCACUGAAGGCUGCAGCCAGGCACCGAACGUCCAGCAGGUCGGGAAGACCAAUGACACGGAUUGCGGCGCUGGGGGCUCGACCAUCGGGUGUACUGUUGUGGAAACGAAGGCGAAUAGCUUUGGGGAAGACUUUGCCAACAACCAAGGAGGGGUAUGGGCCGCGUGGUUCGACGAGACGGGCAUAUCCGUUUGGUUCUGGUCUCGCAAGGACGUGCCGGCCUCCGUUUCCGGGGCGACAAACACCAUAGACCCUACUACGUUCGGCACCCCCUCCGCCGCGUGGCCGUCUGGGUCUUCGUGCGACAUCAGCAAGGCAUUCGGAAAGCAACAGCUUGUGAUCGAUAUCACUCUCUGCGGAGACAAGGCGGGUGAUCCGCAGAUCUACCAGUCGACCUGCGGUGGCCCGCUCAGAAAUGCUACAUACGAUACUUGCUAUCAACUCGACGUCAUUCAACAGCCUACCGUUACCACACCAAACCAGACCGCUCUCGGGAAUGCCUGGUUUGAGAUCUCGUACGUCAAGGUUUUCACUUCGGAUACCGCCGAGGUCGCAAACUCCUCCGGCGCCACUGCGCCAGCUGCACCAACCUCGACGUCUGCCAACGGCACCAGCAGCGCCGACGGCAAGAACGACGCUCUGUCUGUCCAUCAUAUGUAUACCCCAGUUGUGGUUGCCACUCUUUUGGCUGUUGCGUCUUGCCUGUUACUGUGA